Molecule: messenger RNA, 1800 nt
Organism: Oncorhynchus keta (chum salmon)
Lineage: Eukaryota; Metazoa; Chordata; Actinopteri; Salmoniformes; Salmonidae
Product: substance-P receptor-like
Exons: 7
Coding region: 504-1787 (427 amino acids)
Biological process (GO): G protein-coupled receptor signaling pathway; positive regulation of flagellated sperm motility
Cellular component (GO): sperm midpiece; plasma membrane
Molecular function (GO): substance P receptor activity
Source: RefSeq, a predicted model, not a curated record
CACGAGAGCACAUAGUCUAAGUCCAUCCCAGCCCGCGCGCAGAGAGAAAACACUGACACAAGGUUUAGGCCUACCGUUGACGUCAAAAACUUAACACGAAUAACAGAGAACCAAGACCAUUUCACCGGUAACUCUGAUUCCGAGAAUUUCGUGUGGAUUUGGGAGAGAGAAAGAAGUGCGUACACUUGACCAGUGACCCAGGCAAUAGAAGAAAGUAACUGCAUGACUGCUACGAUCAACAUUCCAAUCACUUUCUUUUGUCUUUUUUUUCGGUCAAAAUAUUUUGGGUGUUAUAACCCUCGGCAAUUUUUUAAACAUUUUACAUCAGAGCCGUAAAGAAUAUUUUUGUUGUUGUGAAACAACAAUCAAAAAUAUAUAUUUUUUAUCACACUAAAUUAGGCAACUGGAAAUAUCUAAACGUAUUAUUAAAUAUAAUAUUUAUUAUUUUAGCAUAUAAUACCUGGAUUCUUACUCUUUCAACAUCAAAGCUCUGAGAUCCGAAAAUGGACUUGCUGUUGAACAUGACGGAUUACUACCCUUCCGUUAACGCCACUAACGGCUCCGGUUUGAACGACACAGAAGACUAUAACCAGUUCGUGCAGCCGGUGUGGCAGAUCGCUCUUUGGGCAAUCGCCUACUGCAGCAUGGUGUGCGUCUCCAUGAUCGGUAACCUGGUGGUCAUCUGGAUCAUCCUCGCGCACAAACGCAUGAGGACCGUGACCAACUACUUCCUGGUGAACUUAGCCUUUGCAGAGGCGUCCAUGUCUGCCUUCAACACAGUGAUAAACUUUGCCUACAGUGUCCAUAACGAGUGGUACUUUGGUCUGGGCUACUGUCGCUUCCAUAACUUCUUCCCCAUCGCAGCUGUCUUCGCCAGCAUAUACUCCAUGACCGCCAUAGCACUGGACAGAUACAUGGCUAUCAUCCACCCCUUGAGGCAGAGGUUGUCUUCGACAGAGACCCGUGUAGUGAUCGGAGUGAUCUGGGUGUUAGCUCUACUGUUGGCCUUCCCCCAGUACUUCUACUCAGCUACAGAACAGCUUCCUGGUAGGACUGUCUGCUACAUCCAAUGGCCCGACUACACCAACAACACAACCAUGGACUUCAAGAAGAUGUACUAUUUGUCUGUGGUGUUGCUUUACUAUUUCCUGCCGCUGUGCAUUAUGGGAUGUGCCUACCUGGUGGUGGGCUUGUCCCUGUGGGCGGGGACAAUCCCUGGAGACUCCACCCACCGCUACCGAGAACAGCUCAUCGCCAAACGCAAGGUAGUGAAGAUGAUGAUCGUGGUGGUGUGUACGUUUGCGGUGUGCUGGCUGCCGUACCACAUCUACUUCCUGCUCCAGCAGUUCCACCCUGACCCCAUGCAGCUGUUUGAGUGGCGCUACAUCCAGCAGGUCUACCUGGCUGUUAUGUGGUUGGCCAUGAGCUCCACCAUGUACAACCCUAUUAUCUACUGCUGUCUCAAUGACAGGUUCAGAGCGGGCUUUCAGCAGGUGUUCUGUUGGUGUCCGUGUGUUCCUGCAGGCUCCUACGAGGGACUGGAACUCAAGUCCACCAGCUACCUACAAACACAGGUGAGUGUGUACCGAGCCAGCCGGACAGAGACCAGUGUGUCGACGGUUCUGCAGCCCACUGAGGAGGAGUGCUGUGGGGCCGAGCUGCCAGCUAGCGCCCCUAUCAGCCAGACAACUCUGGAGCUCACCUCCAUGGACUCACAAUCAGCCCCAAACACUCCCGACAGCCCUGUUUUUUUGCGGCGGACGCAACAUGGAUUAGUAGCUCAAUAAACGCCUAACUGGA